AUGGCUUCCGUUACCAGCAUCAAGAAGGCCGCUGACUAUGUUCUCAAGACUCCAAUGUUAAGACAGUUCAUGCUGCCAACCCCACUUAUGCAGAAAGUCAUUUCCAGAUUGCCAGCCGACGAGUCUUACGCCAGGAAUUACAGAAUCAUCACCGCUCAUCAGCUGGUCCUGUCCGCCAAGAUCCUUCCUCCAUCCAAGGUUUUGAAGCCAGAGGAGGACAUCCCAUACAUGCUUCCAUACAUUUUGGAGGCUGAAGCUGAGGAGUUCGAAAAGGAGGAACUCAACCACAUCGCCAAGGCUUGA
This is a messenger RNA of Ogataea haglerorum, 303 nucleotides long. RefSeq lists its product as uncharacterized. The coding region runs from base 1 to 303 and encodes 100 amino acids. The record is from RefSeq and is a predicted model, not a curated record. Lineage: Eukaryota; Fungi; Ascomycota; Pichiomycetes; Pichiales; Pichiaceae. The transcript is spliced from 2 exons. Gene Ontology annotation, biological process: mitochondrial electron transport, ubiquinol to cytochrome c.